This is a messenger RNA of Dichomitus squalens LYAD-421 SS1, 288 nucleotides long. RefSeq lists its product as uncharacterized. The transcript is spliced from 2 exons. Bases 1 to 288 code for a protein of 95 amino acids. NCBI's taxonomy places the organism in Eukaryota, Fungi, Basidiomycota, Agaricomycetes, Polyporales, Polyporaceae. The record is from RefSeq and is a predicted model, not a curated record.
AUGGGCUCCCUUUGUUCCAAGUCGGGUACUGUCACUGGUGGACACCAAGUCUUGGGUUCAGCAGCUGAUAGCACCGCUGCACCCUCGCGCCCGGAUGACCCCAGGCGGGCAGCGGCGGAAGCAGCGGAAAGACGGCAGAGAGAGGCCAGCACACGAGGAGUGCAGUCCAAAAAUCCUACAGCGGGGCGACUUGCUGCUAAACUGGAAGCACAGAAAUCCUCGCCCCGCGCACAGGAACAGGAACAGCCAGAGCGACUCGUGGUGAGUGCAUGGCAGGUGUACCCUUGA